Molecule: messenger RNA, 1080 nt
Organism: Funneliformis caledonium
Lineage: Eukaryota; Fungi; Glomeromycota; Glomeromycetes; Glomerales; Glomeraceae
Source: the annotation of a GenBank genome assembly
AUGUCUACAAAAGAAAACUUACCUUUUGUCCAUACUUGGGUGAUAAAGGAUUUUCAACAUUUCUAUGAUAAACAAAAUUUGUUGCGUUUUAUAAUAAGUGAACCUUUUAAUUCACCGUUUUCAAUUAAUUCAAGUAAUGAAACAAACCUAGAAUAUACUUGGAGACUUAUUGUUGAUAUUGAAAAUAUUAGAGAGGAUAUAUCGUUGUAUAUUGUAGCAUUGCAAACAGAUUUUGAAAGGAAAAAGAACGCAAACGAUAGAAUUUCAGUUUUUGAGUUCAAAGUAUUUAAGAAUCAAUAUGGAAACAAGAAUCUGGUUGAAGAAUUAGGAACGUUGAAUAAAAUUUCAUUUAUUCAUAAAACAAGAUUUGGAAUUAAAAACGCACAUGGAGGAAAACUAUGUAAGAUCGAUCAGUUACUUCCAAAUAAUAAUACAUCUAUAAGAACAGAUAUUAUUAUUCGUGCUCACAUAAUUGAACCUGAACGAGUACAACUAAAUGACUUCAAUGACAACAACACAAUUCCACCUUUAUUACUUUCGCCUUCAUUGGAACAAUUUUUUAAUAAUCCACAUUUCAGCGAUGUUAUAUUUACAUUUGAUUGUGGAUCAGAAUUGAGCGCGUCUCGUCUUGUCCUUGCAGCUAAAUCAACUUAUUUCAUGAAUAUGUUCUCAGGUGCAUGGUUAGAAUCAAAUCAAUCAAGGAUUGUCAUUAAAGGUUCAAAAUAUGAAUAUUAUAGGGAAUUGAUUUAUUAUUUUUAUAACGGUUCGCUUGGUUCUGAUUUAGAUUUUGAUGUACUAAAGGGUCUGUUUAACGAGGCCAAUAUGUGUCAAAUUGAAGAUUUGGUUAGAAUCGUUGCAAAUAGGAUUGUAAAAAUGAUUUCGAAUGAAAUUUGGCAUGAAAUUUUGCUAAUGGGCUGGCGAUUUAAUAACAACGAUUUAAAGGAAGGAGGGCUAAAAUAUGUAUAUGAAAAUUGGAUGAAUAUAAAAGAUACGGAAAACAUGAAAUUUAUAAUAGAGAAUUUGAAUGUCGAAUGUAUGGAAGAGUUAAUGGCGGCAAGAUUCUUUGGAGUCGGAAAAUAA